This is a messenger RNA of Drosophila guanche, 1704 nucleotides long. Its product is annotated as probable cytochrome P450 12a5, mitochondrial. The transcript is spliced from 4 exons. Gene Ontology annotation, molecular function: iron ion binding; oxidoreductase activity, acting on paired donors, with incorporation or reduction of molecular oxygen; heme binding. The record is from RefSeq and is a predicted model, not a curated record. Bases 45 to 1652 code for a protein of 535 amino acids. Lineage: Eukaryota; Metazoa; Arthropoda; Insecta; Diptera; Drosophilidae.
AGUUUAGCUGUGGCAGCUAACAAAAUAGGUUCCACAGAAGCAAAAUGUUGAAAGUGCGCAGCGGUGUAUCCAUAAUUCAGUCGCAAAAAGCGGCCAUCUGUCUCAGUAAUCAGCUGCGCUGGCAGACCACAGCUGUUGCAGCAGAACCAAGAAAUGAUGCAGAGUGGCUACAGGCUCGUCCUUUUGAGGAGAUUCCUCGGACCACAAUUCUGUCUAAUAUUCUGAAUUUUAUGCCUGGUGGAAAAUAUAGCAAGCUGGACAUUAUGGCAUUGUUCCAGGCCUUUCGCAAAGACUACGGGAAUAUAGUCUAUUUAAAAGGUAUGAUGGGAGGCCCAUCAUUCGUGAGCACACAUAACCCCAAGGAUUUCGAGCUGGUAUUCCGUAACGAAGGCGUAUGGCCCCAUCGGCCUGGAGGCGAUACUCUUCGCUAUCAUCGGGAGACGCAUGGAAGGGAUUUCUUCCAGGGAGUCGAGGGAAUCAUACCUACCCAAGGAAAGACCUGGAGCGACUUUCGAUCCAUUGUAAAUCCUGUCCUCAUGCAGCCGAAGAAUGUUCGUCUCUACUUUAAGAAGAUGUCCCAAGUGAACCAGGAAUUUGUUCAACGUAUUAAAGAAGUUCGUGACGUCAACACGCAGGAGGCUCCAGAUGAUUUCAUACACAUUAUUAAUCGCUGGACCCUCGAGUCAGUCUCUGUGGUGGCCCUGGACAAGCAACUGGGACUGCUCAAGGAGUCGGCCAAGAACGACAAGGCCCUGAAACUCUUCAAGUACCUGGACGAUUUCUUUGACUUAUCAGCUGACCUGGAAAUGAAACCCUCCGUCUGGCGUUACUUUAAAACACCGAAGUUCAUGAAACUCAUGAAAGCUCUCGAUGGUGUUCAGGAAGUAACUUCCGCUUAUGUAGAUGAAGCUGUUGAACGUCUGGAGAAGGAGGCCACAGAGGGAAUUGUUCGCCCGGAGAACGAGCAGAGUGUACUCGAAAAGCUGCUCAAGGUCGACAAGAAGGUGGCCACGGUUAUGGCCAUGGAUAUGCUAAUGGCUGGGGUGGAUACCACAUCUAGCACAUUCACUGCGGCCUUGUUGUGCCUUGCCAAGAAUCCGGAGAAGCAGGCCAAACUCCGGGAAGAGGUCAUGAAGGUUCUGCCCCAAAAGGACUCCGAGUUCACUGAGGCAUCGAUGAAGAAUGUUCCCUUUCUACGUGCCUGCAUCAAGGAGUCGCAACGGCUUUACCCUCUACUUAUCGGCAAUGCCCGAGCUCUUGCGCAAGACAGCGUUUUAAGUGGAUACCAAGUUCCUGCUGGUACCCUAAUUUCAAUGGUGCCCAUAACUUUGCUUGCAAACGAGGAACACUUCCUCCAGGCUGAUAAGUUUCUUCCAGAACGGUGGAUGCGUAACGCCACGGUCGGCACAGGGGAGUGCCCGGCGAAUGAUUUGAAGCUGAAGAAUCCGUUUGUGUUCCUUCCAUUCGGAUUUGGGCCCCGGAUGUGCGUGGGAAAGCGCAUCGUGGACAUGGAACUGGAGCUGGGCAUCGCCCGGCUCAUUCGGAACUUCAACAUCGAGUUCAAUCACCCCACAGAGAACGCAUUUCGCUCUGCGCUUAUAAAUUUGCCCAACAUACCGCUUAAGUUUAAGUUUACGGACUUGCCAAACUAACGUUAAGCCAAUCGCAAUUGGGUGUACUGUAUAUAUUUGCAUUGAAACAAAA